This is a messenger RNA of Ectocarpus siliculosus, 306 nucleotides long. The record is from the annotation of a GenBank genome assembly. NCBI's taxonomy places the organism in Eukaryota, Phaeophyceae, Ectocarpales, Ectocarpaceae.
AUGUCGACCAAGCUCAACAAGACAACGAAGGAGACGUGCGACGCGUCGGUGGAGAAACUCAUGGCGGUUGCACACAAGGACGACGAGGGUGUAUGGGUGCACAGGACGAAGCUCAUCGACCUCUGCUGCACCGACGGGGACCUCACCAACUACCUGCUGGGUCCCAACGCUCAGUGCUCUCCCAGGAGGGUAGCGAAAAAGUUUAAGGUCUUGGCGGACUUCACCUCGUGGCCAGGGAGCAGAUGCCAGCUGUACAGUCACACAGAAGACCUCGAGUAUUCCCGAUACUUCAUUUUACGGGAAUGA